CCUUAGUUCAGAAAGGUAGAGUGUCCCAGCUGUAGUAUCUCCCAGCCCAGCCUGUGAAAUGGACAACAUCUACGGCAACUCUGAAAUAGUGUUCUCUCACCUGGAAGGGAGGCAAGAUUCAGGCUUCUUCAAAGGAUCUCAGGAUAUCUAUGCUAACACUGUCGAACAGGAGUCAGGAGGGAAACAAAGCUCUUCUAUUGAACACACAGGCUCCUCUCCCCCAUUAGGAGCAGAGAAGAGUGGCGCCCCCUGCAGGCACCUCCUGGUCCUGCUAGCGGUGCUCUGCCUUGCUCUGCUGGCUGGCCUUAUUGCUCUUGGGAUCCUGUAUGUUCAGAAAAGCAACAGAUCAGACUCCCUGGAGGAAAGGAACCGUACACUCUCCGUCAGCCUAGCGGGGACUGAAAGAAAGUUGGAGGAAUUGCUGCUCAGAUACGAAAAUUUAACAGACACACUCUCUGCUUACAGAGCUAAAGAUACAGGCUGGACAAUACACCAGGGAAGCUGUUACUUAUUCUCCAGUGAGAAGAUGAACUGGCUUCAAAGUCAGGAGUACUGUGUGUCAAAAGGGACAGAUCUGGUUAUUAUAAAGAACCAACAGGAACAGGAUUUUCUGUCAUCCAGUAUUCGUGAGACACACUGGAUCGGGCUGAAUGACCGGGAAACAGAGGGACGCUGGGUCUGGGUGGACAACACGACUGUCGACAGCCACGGAACCCAGCACUGGUUUAAAAAGGAACCGGACAACUGGACCGGGGGCGGGGACCCGAACGGGGAAGACUGCGGCAGUCUCGGGGACCAUAACGGAAAUUUACAUCUCUGGUUUGAUGCUUCCUGUGGAAAAAGUAAAAAAUUUGUCUGUGAAACACAGCCUAGAAUUUGACUUAAUCAGGUAGUCAUGGCACACAUUCAGUGAAUAAUAGUUUAUUGUUAACAGUACCUUCUGGUAGCUAAAUUGUGUAUUUUAUGUUACUUUAUAUAGGAACUCUUUGUAAUUUUGUAAUUGAGAUGGUGUGACUCAAAGGUCAACCAGGAAGUUUAACCAGGAAGAUAAAUACUUUUUACUGCACCAUGUGCAACAGCAAAAAAAAAAUUUUAUACGCCAUUUUGAGCCUUGGUGUUUUGUUAACUUUUGUCAGCAAAUUGUGUGGCAGCAGUGCAAUUUAUACAAUUAUGUAUAUAUGGGUCAGGAGCUUCAGUUAAUGUUCACAUCAACCAUUAGAAUGGGGAAAAUGCCUGUAAUGAAUGAAACAGAAAACUCCAUUCUAAUCUGCCAAAAGCCUUUUCCACAUUGACACCCAGUUGACUAUCUCUCUCUUUUGAUUCUAUACAAUUUUUCAUUAAAUAUUUUUAAACUUUAAUAUUGUUUCUUAUUAAAGCAUUAGUGUUAUUA
Conger conger (European conger) is the source of this 1390-nucleotide messenger RNA. RefSeq names its product CD209 antigen-like protein E. The coding region runs from base 59 to 880 and encodes 273 amino acids. The transcript has 8 exons. NCBI's taxonomy places the organism in Eukaryota, Metazoa, Chordata, Actinopteri, Anguilliformes, Congridae. The record is from RefSeq and is a predicted model, not a curated record.